UUGGCUGCACUUCAGGACCCUCCCCCGUUGGAUGCGACUGGUCUCUCUUUCUCUCUUUACACUCUUCUAAAUGUUUGCACCGCUUGAAGACUUUUCUAAGUGUAUGAGCCCUUGAAAACAAACGCAUUUUUUUUUUCAAUCUCAAUUUCGUCCAUGGGAGUUGGUUUCGAGCUGCGCUAUUAAAGCGACAGAUUAUCCGGGAGUUCUUGGCCGGCCGGGAAGGACCAUGCCGACUCUACAUAGCUCCACUGUCCUACUGCUUUUGAGCUUCCUGAUUGGUCUAAGCUACCCACUGAACCCAGGAGAUCCCAAUGUGUGCAGCCUGUGGGAGAGCUUUACCACCUCAGUAAAAGAGUCCUACUCACAUCCUUACGACCAUGUGACGGAGGAGCCCUGCUCCGACCCUCGGACCUCCUACAGAUGCAUGCGCCACAGGAUCACCUACAAGACUGCCUACAGGCAGGCGGUGAAGACAGACUACCGUAAGAGGUACCAGUGCUGUCCAGGCUAUUACGAGAGCAGAGACAAAUGUGUCCCUCGCUGCACCAAGGAGUGUGUCCAUGGUCGAUGUGUUGCUCCAGACCGCUGCCAGUGUGAGGGAGGCUGGCGCGGCGACGACUGUUCUAGCGCCUGUGAUGACAAACACUGGGGGCCAGUCUGCAGUCGGCAGUGCAAGUGUGAGAACGGAUCUCUCUGUGAUCCCGUCAAGGGGACGUGUCAGUGUCCUCCAGGGUUCAUAGGCCGCUACUGCGAGGAGUUUUGUCCAGCAGGCACUUUCGGGAAGGGCUGUCUACAGAAGUGCAAGUGUGGGACCGGAGGAUCCUGUGAUAAAGCAACCGGAGAGUGCAUUUGUCGGGACGGAUUCACCGGGACUUUCUGUGAGAAGGCGUGUCAUAGGAAAUGCCAGGCACGAUGCUCCUGCCAGAAUGGUGGAAUUUGUAAAGGCAAAGGGAUCUGCGAUUGCCCACCUGGAUGGACGGGUGCAUUUUGCACAGAGCGAUGUUCAGAGGGAAGGUUUGGACAAAACUGUGCUCAGGAGUGUGUGUGCCACAACAGAGGCAAAUGUGACCCCGAAUCUGGACAGUGCCAGUGUGCUAAAGGUUUUACUGGGAACAGGUGUAAUGAGGAAUGUGCAGCAGGCACUUAUGGUCAGGACUGUAAAAGUGUGUGUGACUGUGCUAACGGCGCACGCUGCUACAACAUCGAUGGAGGGUGCCUGUGUGAGCCAGGCUUCAUUGGUUCACACUGCAGAGACAGGAUGUGUGAUCCCGGUCAAUACGGCAUGCACUGUGAACGCACGUGUCUCUGCCAGGACAAACACACACUCAGCUGCCAUCCAAUGAAAGGAGAAUGCACGUGCCAGCCAGGGUGGGCAGGACUGUUUUGUAACGAGACCUGCGCUCAUGGUUUCUAUGGUCAUGGUUGCCUGGAGCCGUGUCUGUGUGUGAAUGGUGGGGUGUGUGAUAGCGCCACAGGACAAUGCCAGUGUGCCCCUGGGUAUACGGGGGUUCACUGUGAGAGUCAGUGCAAAAGUGGGACCUAUGGCAAGAACUGCUCUCUGGAGUGCUCCUGUGAAAACUUUAUCGACUGCUCACCAGUUGACGGGACUUGCUUCUGCAAGGAGGGCUGGCGUGGGCCGGACUGUUCCACCCCCUGCUCUGAGGGAACCUGGGGCCCAGGAUGCAACACCACCUGCCACUGCGCCAACGGGGCAAAAUGUAAUCCUGCAGAUGGAUCCUGCACAUGCACAGCCGGCUGGCAGGGGGCGCACUGUGACCAACCGUGCCAGAUGGGCACGUUUGGGCCAGGCUGCCUGAAGAGGUGUGAUUGUGUUCAUAAUGACGGCUGCCAAGCUACCAACGGGAAAUGCCACUGUCUGCCAGGUUGGUCGGGUACUCGCUGUAACGAGCCAUGUUCAAAGGACCUGUGGGGGCGCCACUGUAACCAGUCCUGUUUGAAGCAUUGCCCCAACAGUGACACAUGCUUGAGGGAAACUGGAGUGUGUGUGUGUCGUCCAGGCUACUGGGGAGACACCUGCCAAAACAAAUGCGGAGCUGGUAAGUAUGGUGACCUGUGCAGCAUGUCAUGCCCAUCCUGUGGCCAGUCGAACCGCUGCCACCAUGUGACAGGAGAGUGUGAUUGCCUACCUGGAUACACUGGACCCAACUGUGAUCAAGUUUGUCCAGCUGGCUACUAUGGCAAACAGUGCUCUGAAGUGUGCGUUAACUGUGCCAAAAACUCCACAUGCGACCACCGGGACGGUCACUGUGAAUGUUUGCCUGGCUGGACUGCUUCUGACUGCUCCAUACGUGAGCCCUGUUAAUUGUUUUGCUUAAAAUACGUAUAUUCAACAACAAAUUCAAUAAAUUCUCUUUUCACCUCCUGUUUGACAGACUCGUCUGAGCAGUCGUGGAGCGUUAUGGUCCCCCUUCCUCCUGGUGAGAGGGAGUCGUGGGGAGCCAUUAGCGGCAUCGUCGUGCUCGUCAUCCUGGUGGUUUUGCUGCUGGCUCUGCUGCUGCUCUACCGCCGCAGGCAGAAGGACAAACAGAACAACACGCCGACCGUGUCCUUCUCCACCAGCCGCACAGUCAACUCUGAAUACGCAGUUCCAGAUGUUCCUCACAGUUAUCACCACUACUACUCCAACCCCAGCUACCACACACUGAUCCAGAACAGGCCUCCGCUGCCACACCUCCCCAACAACCAUGACCGCACCAUCAAGAACACCAAUAACCAGCUGUUCUGCAGUGUGAAAAACAUGGAGAGGGAGAGACGGGGCCUGUUUGGGGUUGAGAGCAACGCCACCCUACCUGCAGACUGGAAACACCACGGGCCUCGCAAAGACUCAGGAGCUUUUGGAAUCGAUCGGAGCUACAGCUACAGUGCCAGCCUCGGAAAAUACUACAGCAAAGAGCUGAAGGACGCAGUGGCGGUGAGCAGCAGCUCACUGAACAGCGAGAAUCCUUACGCUACCAUCAAAGACCUGCCGGGCUUGCCCUUCUGCCACCCAGAGAGCAGCUACAUGGAGAUGAAGUCAGCCGUGCCCAGAGAGCGAGCGUACACCGAGAUCAGCCCGCCGCCGUUCAACACCGCCACCUUCCGCAGAGAACGUCAGAGUUCGCUCGGUCACGCUCCGCAUGAGGAUCCCCAGAGCCACUACGACCUCCCCGUGAACAGCCACAUCCCGGGACACUACGACCUGCCGCCUGUCCGCCGCCCCCCCUCCCCCAGGAGAGCACCUCAGUGAUAGUCACAGCAGAAGAGCAAGGUUCCCUCCUCCUCACUCUGGGGAUGAUUUUAGGCCUGUGCUCGCAAAGACAGAGCAAACCUUUACGCUCUUCUUUGAUAAGCAGAGCUGCAGACUGGCAUCUAGUCCCACGGAGGAACUAUUGUUUACUGCGGAUGCCGCCCCCCCCCUGUCAACCCAACACUGCCCCUCUGUGGGCUUAAGUGGUACUUGUUUCACCGUGACAGACCUGUCAUCCAGACUGGGGAGCCAGCAGGCUGCGGGGAGGAAGGUUGGACUGUGGCAACGCCAGCAGGGCUUCAGCUGCACACACCUCCCAUGGGAAAAAUAAGCCACAAGACUUCACUGUUAAAAGCAGGAACUUGGUCAUGUUUGUCUUUCUACUCAUCUAAACGUGCUGUUAUUAAAUUUCCCAGACAUUUUGCAUGUUCAAAAGAAAUAUUUUUUUCUGUCUUCAUCAUCAAAAACAUCUAAUUAACAAAUUGAAGAUUUCUUAAUUUAGGUAUUUUACUCUUUUUUUUAUCCCAACUUUAACAGGCAGCUUUGGAUGAACUCGGCACAGCUGGAGUUCUUUUUGAUUCGCUCAUUGAAAAACCAUGUCAUCCUUAUAGAAGGAAAAAGACAAAAGUCAUAAAGAUACACACAAGUUUGUUUUGCAUGUAUCUUGCCAGGCUUUGGGCUGAGACAUUAUUAAAAAAGGUUUUUAUUACUGAUAUUCAGGUUUCAGAAAUAGGGAGAAGUAAGGUGGUUUCAUUGAGACAACUGACACACAUGGCCCCUGUUGGUUUAAACAAAUUAUUGCUGCUGUCAGAUGAGAAUUUUGUAAAUAUAGAAAUGAAUGUUAGAGCCACAGUAAUGUAAAAGAGCAGCCCUAUUUUAAGAUGUUUAAAAGGGGUUUGUGACCAAAGAUUGCACAUGUAUGCUAAAUAGAUACCAAAAGCUCAUAAGCACAAACACUGUUUAUGUUGUGAAUAAUAAACCAUCAUCAAAUGGGGAAUUGCAAG
Etheostoma cragini (Arkansas darter) is the source of this 4251-nucleotide messenger RNA. RefSeq names its product platelet endothelial aggregation receptor 1 (gene pear1). The record is from RefSeq and is a predicted model, not a curated record. Gene Ontology annotation, molecular function: scavenger receptor activity; protein binding. The transcript has 22 exons. NCBI's taxonomy places the organism in Eukaryota, Metazoa, Chordata, Actinopteri, Perciformes, Percidae.